Molecule: messenger RNA, 320 nt
Organism: Strongylus vulgaris
Lineage: Eukaryota; Metazoa; Nematoda; Chromadorea; Rhabditida; Strongylidae
Source: the annotation of a GenBank genome assembly
AUGAUCACUAUUGAAACAGUGUUUUCCAUUAAUAAUAAUAAUUUUAAUAUAUUAGAUUCAUCUCUUAAAAUUUCAAAGCAUCAGCUAGAGGUCCUGGAAUCAUUCGAACGCCAUGUGCGCCAUAUCUCACCUCUUCGUGACACUCCUCGUCGUUUCUCUAACUUGCUCUUACUCCUUCCACCUAUGCUGGCCAUAGCUCGUGACCUUAUCGAAGAUGUCCAACUAGCUAAGCUCUUUGGCCUAGCUUCCAUUGACAGAUUAAUGCAGGAAUUGUUAUUACCUCCAGACAGUUCUAACAUUGUAGAUAAACCAUCGUAGAG